UCUUAGACGGGUCUUUGGAGACCCCCCUUCGGUGACAAAGUGCAGUUACAGCCUCCAAGAAGCGACAACCCAGUGAGAGUGGCGACUGUCAGUGAGGUGAAAUUGAUCGUGUUUAGAUAAAACAAGAAAAACAACACGUUAAUGCCCCGGUUUAACCCACCUCUAUGACUUCUCCAGAAGAUGAGAGUGUUUCCUGGAGGCUAAUAGGCCCUGUGUCUGAGCUGGCCAAGAAACAAUGCAGACUGAUCUAUUCGUCUGAUGGACGCGACGCGGAUGUUUGUCUGUUUCGUGUAAACGGUGAAUUCUUCGCGAUGGACGCUCGCUGCGCUCAUUCGGGGGGUCCGCUGUGUGAUGGAGACAUCGAGGAGGCCGAUGGUGUUCUUCAGGUUUUCUGUCCUUGGCAUGACUAUGACUUCAAUCUCAAAACGGGGAAAUCAAGCACAGGUUUACAGCAACAAGUUUAUGAAGUGAAAUCGGAGGACGGCAAUGUAUACGUCAAGCACAAAAGCGAGCUCUCGUUACAACCUUUCGGCCAGGUCAAGGAGAACUGAGGUUCUUGGUUAUGGCAGUGUUUCGUUCCCUCAAACUAAAACAUCUGCUUGGAUCUGGUCAUAUUUGAAAAGGAUGCAGAAUUUUAGUUGAAUAAACUUUCCUGUUCCCAAUGGAGCAGUUGUUAACAUUUGUGACAAUUUGUAUAUAUACACUACAAAUCAAAGAUAAAUUGUUCUUUAAUGUUGUUACUUCAUAUGACACUAAAAUAAACGUUGUUUUCUGACAUUUACAUUAUUUGAAUUGCUAUGAAUAUCUUGAAAUGUAAGUUGGCAAAAUUUAUAUGCAAGAUUGAUUGAACUCAGGGCAAAUGAGGUCACAGACAGUUUGUUUCAUCAGCCGUAUAUUUCAGCGGUUUGAUUAGUCAUAGUUUUUGAUUCACAAUCGUUAGCGCUCCAGAGAUGUUAAUGGGUUUCUCUCUAGGGCCGGAAUUAAUGUUUGCAAUUGUAACUUUCCAUAAUUAUACCUUGCUUGAGUGUCAAGUAGAAAUGACUUUCACCGCAGGGAAAAAGUUAAGUGACUUUUGAGAAUUCCAUUAAUUACUGGGUUGACUCACUUAAUCUUAUGUUUCCAUGAUGUCUUUGUUUGAAAAAAACAAAAACAAACAUAGUCCUAUUUUGAACAAACCCUAUAUUUAAUUAACAUCAGUAUUUGUGAGAUUAUCCUACCUUUAUAAAAUAAAAGUUAAUGCAAAAAAGAUAUAUGCAAUGCUCAAACAUUGACUUU
This is a messenger RNA of Labeo rohita (rohu), 1275 nucleotides long. RefSeq lists its product as uncharacterized. The transcript has 3 exons. Gene Ontology annotation, molecular function: 2 iron, 2 sulfur cluster binding. The record is from RefSeq and is a predicted model, not a curated record. The coding region runs from base 165 to 551 and encodes 128 amino acids. Lineage: Eukaryota; Metazoa; Chordata; Actinopteri; Cypriniformes; Cyprinidae.